This is a messenger RNA of Naumovozyma dairenensis CBS 421, 3420 nucleotides long. RefSeq names its product chitin synthase I (gene CHS1). Gene Ontology annotation, molecular function: chitin synthase activity. NCBI's taxonomy places the organism in Eukaryota, Fungi, Ascomycota, Saccharomycetes, Saccharomycetales, Saccharomycetaceae. The coding region runs from base 1 to 3420 and encodes 1139 amino acids. Gene Ontology annotation, cellular component: cell septum; cell periphery. The transcript has a single exon. The record is from RefSeq and is a predicted model, not a curated record.
AUGAAUAACAAUCAUAACGAUCCGAAUGGAAACGGUUACUACCAACACGAUCAAAACACACCUACGAGAAACCAAGACAUUUACAAUACCGACACUUCCUACCAACCGAACCAAGCUUACGGAUAUGAAGAGCAUGAUCAACAGUACCAACAUCAACGAGAAGUAAAUGGUUACUCGUCUAAUGACAAUGUCGAAGAGACUUACGAAUUGAAUAAUCAUAUUUUACCCACAGAAGCAAUACGUACAGACCUUCAUUCAUAUAUACCUGUGCAACCUCUACAGUUCGAGGCCCCCGGACAAUCAAAUACCUAUGAUAAUUUUAUCAAUACUCGUCCCGCCCCUCCAGCUGCCCAGAAUGGAACAGCGAACCAGCAAUAUACAGAUAUAUUUGUCCCUCACGUUGACAGUGUAAAUAAUAACAUUCCCUAUCAAAAUCAAAAUCAAAAUCAGAUUCAACAGGAGAUACCUUCUAUAAAUAUCAUUCAAACAACCCCGGAUCUAACACAAGCAACUACACUACCUCAAGCGUCCUACUUCCCAGAACACCCAAGGCAUCACAACCAAAAUCAAUAUUUCAAUGACGAAGAUUUGUAUUAUAACCAUAAUUUAUCAAACAGUCCUGAAAAUAAUGGAAGGUCAUCUGUAAGUAUGAAUUCAAGUAUUGAUAAUUUUGAUGAAAAUUUAACCUCGAAACCAAUCUUACAACAACAGCAAAAUCAAUAUAUACUUAAUGAUGACCCAUUACAGUACCAUUAUCAGCAACAACAAAAUCCAAGUUCAGAUUUCCAAAAUGAAGAUCCUGAAGCAAUCUAUGUAGAUCAACAUGGGGACGAUUACCCAAUCAAUUCAUACUUAAAUAAUCAAGGUGAAAUUGUUGACCCUUAUACAAGAACUACUACCUUAUCCUCAGAGAUACCAAGCGCCAUACCGCCACCUAUGCUAUCACACAGAGAUUUAGGGGAAUAUGAAGUAGAAGAUAAUAAUAGUAGUAAUGAAGACGCAAACACUAUAGACAAAAUUAGAUUACAUACCACUUCAAAAUCAGCAAUAUCCUUAAACUCUUCAUCAUCUCUAUCACAAACUUCACAAUCAAAUUUACUAGAUGAAUCCAUUCCUCGAAAUGAUAGUAACAGAUGGUUACCAAAACGUACAGCAACUCAAUUACGUAGAUUUAAAUUAUGGAACGGUAAUUUUAUUUUUGAUUCUCCGAUCAGUAAAACUUUGAUUUCUCGUUAUUCAACAGCUCAAGAUUCGUUAUCCAAUGAAUUUAAAUUCAUGAGAUAUCAAGCUGUAACGUGUGAACCGAACCAUCUACUUCAAAAAAAUUUUACCGUUAGACAAUUAAAAUACCUGACCCCGAGACCAACGGAAUUAUUCAUAGUUAUCACAAUGUAUAAUGAGGAUCAUAUCCUCUUAGGGAGGACUUUAAAAGGUGUAAUGGAUAAUGUCAAAUGCAUGGUGAAGAAAACACAUUCAAGUACAUGGGGUCCGGAUGCAUGGAAAAAAAUCGUAGUUUGUGUUGUAUCAGAUGGUAGAUCCAAGAUUAACCCUAAAUCAUUAGCUUUAAUGAGUUCAUUAGGUUGCUAUCAAGAUGGGUUCGCUAAGGAUGAAAUUAAUGAUGAAAAAGUUCAAAUGCACGUUUAUGAACAUACUACAAUGUGUAACAUUACUAAUGUUAACUCUGAAACUGGUAUCGAUUUGGAAUGUAACUCAAGCACUGUGCCGAUACAAUUAAUGUUUUGUUUAAAAGAACAAAAUCAGAAGAAAAUUAAUUCUCAUAGAUGGGCUUUUGAAGGGUUUGCUGAACUAUUACAACCUAACGUGGUUACAUUGUUGGAUGCAGGUACAAUGCCAGGGAAAGAUUCCAUUUAUCAAUUAUGGAGAGAGUUCCGUUCACCUAAUGUUGGUGGUGCUUGUGGUGAAAUUAAAGCUGACCUGGGGAAAAACUUCACAAAACUAUUGAAUCCAUUGGUGGCGUCUCAAAAUUUCGAAUAUAAAAUGUCAAAUAUUUUGGAUAAGACAACUGAAUCAAAUUUUGGGUUUAUCACCGUUUUACCCGGUGCGUUUUCUGCUUAUAGAUUUGAUGCUGUCAGAGGUGAACCGCUACAAAAGUAUUUUUAUGGUGAAACCGUUGAAUCAGAAGGAACCCAUUUUUUCUCAUCAAAUAUGUACCUGGCAGAAGAUCGUAUCUUAUGUUUUGAAAUUGUUACAAAGAAACAUAGUAACUGGGUUUUAAAAUAUUCCAAGAGUGCUUUUGCAUCAACUGAUGUUCCAGAGACUAUUCCUGAAUUUAUUUUACAAAGAAGGAGAUGGUUAAAUGGGUCGCUCUUCGCUAGUAUUUACUCAUUUUGCCACUUCUAUAGGAUAUGGACGAGUGGACACAAUAUUGGGAGGAAAUUGCUAUUGAACUUUGAAUUUAUAUAUUUAUUUUUCAAUACUUUAAUGUCGUGGUUUUCACUAAGUUCCUUCUUCCUCGUUUUCAGAAUUCUAACAUUAUCAAUCGCAUUAACGUAUCGUUCUCCAUUUGGAGUAUUAUCCGUGGUAUUUUUAUGGUUAUAUGGUGUUUCUAUAUUUUCCACUUUUAUUUUAUCGCUUGGUAAUAAACCAAAAAGUACAGAGAAGUUUUAUAUCCUGUCAUGUUUAUUUUUCGCUGUCUUAAUGAUCUAUAUGACAUUUUGCAGUAUAUUCAUGAGUGUCAAAUCAUUUGAAAACAUACUAAAUGAAGAGAACAUUACAUUCCGCAGUUUAUUUUUAUCAGAAGCAUUUAGGGAUAUGAUCAUAUCCAUGGCAUCCACAUAUGCUCUUUAUCUAUUAAGUUCCAUCGUGUACUUACAACCAUGGCAUAUGUUGACAAGUUUUGUUCAGUAUCUAUUGUUCAGUCCAUCGUACAUUAACGUUUUAACCAUUUAUGCCUUUUGUAAUGUUCAUGAUAUUUCAUGGGGUACUAAGGGAGCAGUCGCCCAGAAACCCUUGGGUAAAAUUAAUACGAAGGAAGAUGGUACUUUCCAAAUGGAAAUUCUUGUCUCCAGUGAAGAAAUUCAAGCUAAUUAUGAUAAAUACAUGGAAUUAUUAACUGCCCAAGAAAAGGAAGAUGAGAAUUCGAAUACAGAAUCUGUUGAAGAGAAGAAGACAGGUUAUUAUGCUAAUGUCAGAUCGUUAGUCAUUAUCUUUUGGGUUAUGACCAAUUUUGCCAUUGUUGCUGUUGUUUUGGAAACAGGUGGUAUUGGCGAAUAUCUCGCAAUGAAACCAAUGAAAAAAGGCGAUAUUGAACAAACCACUGAAGUCAGGUUAAUGUCUGAGAGAGCUACGACAUAUUUUGCCGUUAUAUUAUGGUUGGUUGCACUGUCCGCAUUGAUUCGUUUCAUUGGCUGCAUCUCAUAUGUAAGUACACGGUCAAUAAGGAAAUUACUUCGUAGAUAA